This is a messenger RNA of Cariama cristata (Red-legged seriema), 1358 nucleotides long. RefSeq names its product secretin receptor (gene SCTR). NCBI's taxonomy places the organism in Eukaryota, Metazoa, Chordata, Aves, Cariamiformes, Cariamidae. Gene Ontology annotation, biological process: brain development; cell surface receptor signaling pathway; adenylate cyclase-modulating G protein-coupled receptor signaling pathway. The transcript has 13 exons. Gene Ontology annotation, cellular component: plasma membrane. The record is from RefSeq and is a predicted model, not a curated record. Gene Ontology annotation, molecular function: G protein-coupled peptide receptor activity; peptide hormone binding; secretin receptor activity. The coding region runs from base 1 to 1353 and encodes 450 amino acids.
AUGUGGACCAUCUGGGUGAUCAUCUUCUGGAUUUCAACUGUCCUGAUCAGAGCUGUCCCACCUGUCUGUGACCUCCUGAGUGUUCUGAAAAAGGAGGAAGAAAACUGUGCUGAGACUCUCUCCCUGGAGGCAAAGAACAGAACGAUGGAAAACGAUCUGCUUCUGAGCUCAGGCAGAUGUGCUGGAAUGUGGGAUAACAUGAGCUGCUGGCCUUCCUCUGCUGUGGGACAGACUGUCAAUGCUCACUGCCCUGAAUUCUUCCAGAUGCUGACUGGGAAGAAAGGUUUUGUCUAUCGAAACUGUACGAGAGAGGGUUGGUCAGACCCAUAUCCAAGACCCGAUAUCGCUUGUGGCUACAAUGUCAAUGACACGACAAAUGAGGCGAGACGUUCCUAUUUCAUGACUCUGAAGACCAUGUACACCAUCGGGUACUGCACCUCGCUUGUGACGCUGACGAUAGCCUUAGUGGUCCUGCUCUCUUUUAGAAGACUUCGCUGUACAAGGAACUACAUCCACAUGCAUCUCUUCACAUCGUUCAUUUUGCGAGCCUCAUCCAACUUCAUCAAGGAUGCUGUUUUGUUUUCCUCUGAAGACACAAAUUACUGUGGGGCACACACGACUGGCUGUAAGCUCACCAUGGUCUUCUUUCAGUAUUGCAUCAUGUCCAACUACAGCUGGCUCCUCGUGGAAGGACUGUACCUCCACACUCUCCUGGCUAUUUCUUUCUUCCUGGAAACGAAGUUCCUCUGGUGGUUCAUCGCCCUCGGAUGGGGUGCCCCAACCGUGUUUGUGGCCGCAUGGGCGACUGCUAGGCAACUCCAUGAAAAUAUUGGGUGUUGGGACAUUAACACUAAUGCCAAUACCUGGUGGAUCAUUAGAGGCCCUGUAGUUUUGUCUAUUUUUAUUAAUUUCAUUCUUUUUGUCAACAUUUUAAGAAUCUUGAUGAGGAAGCUCAGCUCACCUGAAGGACGGAGCAGUGAUUUCAACCAAUACAAGAGACUUGCAAAGUCAACGCUUCUCCUCAUCCCUCUUUUUGGGGUCCACUACAUCAUCUUCGCUUUUUUCCCUGAAGAUGCAAGCAGCGGCACAAUGGAAAUUCAGCUGUUUUUUGAAUUGGCUCUUGGAUCAUUCCAGGGCUUUGUCGUGGCUGUACUUUAUUGUUUUCUUAAUGGUGAGGUUCAGCUGGAAGUUCAGAGAAAAUGGAGGCAGUGGCAUUUAAGCAAAGACUUGCGUCAGCAUCUCAGCACCUCAGCGAGUAACGGAGGAAGUGGCUUAACUCAAGAGAUGCAGAUGGUGAGGUCGAGCCCACCAGAGCACAGGAGAGCAACCCUCCAAAGAUCAAGCGUGCUUUAACACUG